Molecule: messenger RNA, 4652 nt
Organism: Spinacia oleracea (spinach)
Lineage: Eukaryota; Viridiplantae; Streptophyta; Magnoliopsida; Caryophyllales; Amaranthaceae
Product: stemmadenine O-acetyltransferase
Exons: 2
Coding region: 3016-4440 (474 amino acids)
Source: RefSeq, a predicted model, not a curated record
GGGGUCUUGAGACAAUGGGAAGAUCCUGCACAUUUCUUUUAAGUGCUGCUAGACCUAAUCAACUAUAGCCCGGCCUUGACCAUGAGCCCAGCCCGAAAAAACCCAUUUCAGCCCGCACCAAAUUUAUGGGUUUGGGCAUGAUUUUUUAUGUUAAAGCCCUGCCCAGCCUGAAUUUUGAUCACCUCUAAGCACGGUUCUUCGUCCCUCUUUCUACUCCGUUUGAUAAGCAUAUUGUUCUUUUUUGUUUACUGUUUCCUCGUUGUGGAUAUAUAGUUAUCCUCCUUUGCAUCCGGGAUUAGUAGUCACUAGUCACAUCCAACUCAAGGAUGUCCGUAAAAAGCUUACUUUUCCUAAUAUAACAAUUGUUUAUGAUUAUGUUUUUUAAUAUGCCACUACUUAGAUUAAGUGAUGGGUAGUAGAUAGAAAUGUCAUGACUAUAGUGAAGGGUAUUUAUGUAAAAUUUCAUGUUAAUUAUGUGAAAAUGGGAAUAUUUACAUUCAAUGCGGGAUAUCGAAAUCUGGUAGAUGUAUACUUCUACAAAAGACAGGAGGUAUAAUUUCUAAAUAAAGACCCUCUCUUAGUCUCUUUUGCUUUUUUAAGGGUAGGUAUUGAACUUCUGCCUUGUGUAGACCUGGUCAACUAUAGCCCGGCCUGAUAGCCCGACCCGAAAAGUUACGGGGUUGGGCACCCUAAAUUUACAUUUUUAUCAAAAUCCGAGCCCGGCCUGUAAAACAUGCACCAAAUUUAUUGGUUUGGACAUGUUUUGUGUGUCAAAGCCCGACCCGGCCCGAAUUUUGAUCACCUCUAGCCUUGUUAUACAUAAAAGCACCUUCUUUAAUCUGUAUCGCCGUAUCAGUAUGGUUUCCUAGAGGUCAAAACUGCAUCCUCAAGAAUCUUAUCAUUUAAGUUAGCAAAUGUCUUUGGCUUGUAAGAGAUAGUUGUUGUUUGGAAUUAUGCACCCUUUUCGAUUAUGACUUGGGUGUAGAUAAGUUAUUUGUGUUAGUGACACUUUGACAGGGAUUGGGAGUUUGUUACAGAGUACUCUGUAGUAUGUAAAACUUUCGGCUCUUUUGAGCAUGACUUAUUAUGGAUAAGUAAAGUACUAGUUUGUGGUCAGAACUUUCUUGAUUAUGAUAUGAUUUAGGGUUGUUGGUAGAUAGACAGCCGGUCCAAUGGCUAAAUUAUCAUUUAUUAGAGAAAGUUGAGGUCAUUUUCGAUGCUUUUAGCCGUAUUAGGUGGGAAUGUUCAUUAGGUGGGAAUGUUCAUUAGCUGAAAUAAAGUUCACUAAUCACUAUCGACAUAAUCGAGUUCUCAUUUUCGAUGUAUGCAUAUAUCUGAGGACUCAGGUAUCCUGUUCAGGCUUUAUUGAGCAGAGAGAACUCGUUUGUGUCGAUAGUGAUUAGUGAACUUUAUGCAGAAACUCAAUGUUUGAGGCAAAAUAAACUCGUGUUUAGAGCAUGAUCAGCCCCAAGUCUUAAGACAUGAAUUGUGCUGACAUGGCAUAUAAUUCACCAGUCUUAAGAUCAGACAUAUAGAAAUUGUAGCAUUGAAGUAGACAAGUCUUAUCAAAGUCUUAAAGUGAGUCUUGAAAAAUUAAGGCUCAACUUAAGACUUGGUAUGUGAGUUAAAUUAAAUAAUAAAAUGAUAAUUUACAUAAAUUUACAAGUCUUAAAUGAUUUAAUGGCCUGAAGAACUAAAUUUGAUUGGAUCUUAAAGAAUCUUAACAAUAAUUUAAUUAUUUAAUAUUAAUGAAAUGCUGACAUGGCAAAUGAAGAAAAUCUUAAGACAAGACCAGUGACCCCCUUGAUCUUGCUCUUAGUUCGGAAAACCCCAAAAACGCCCCUGCCUGUCGUUAACGAGUCAAAAUGAGUAAAUGACUGAUGCAGCAUGUUGCCUUCAGAACUGAGCUGGUUUAUGGAAGUUAAGCCUAAUGUUUGAGCCUGCAAAAGUUCAGAUCUUAUGAUCUGCUACUGUUAUGAUCUGUUCAAACAUACAAAUCUGAAAACUGAUUUAUAAAAAAGAACCAUUCUUCAUUCUUUUGACUUAGUUGAAGAUAAAUGAUUUAGUUCAACUGAUAUCUAAUUUCAAAUGUUGACGCUUAUUUGUUUGAUUUGUACGGCUAUAAUCUAAACACUUAAUUCAUCUUUUAACCAAGGGUUCUUUUCAUAAUCUCUCAUACAGCAAUGCAGAUCUUCUAUGGUUCUUCUCAUUGUAACUUUCAUGAAUCACUAAUUGAUUUAUUUCACACUAAGACUCGCCGGUAGACCUGUCAAACGGAUCAGGCCGAGUCUAGUUGCAAACUUGCAAUAAAUCACUUUUGUGUUCGGGUUGCUCAUUUUCGGGUUUGGGUUGACAAUUGUUUGUACAUGACCUAGAACCUUCGGGUUAUUUGGAUUCAAUAAAAUCCAAUUGUGGGUUCGGUCGGUUUUGACCCAUUAUGUUUCGGAUUUAGAUACAGUCGGUUUGGGGUCGUAUAAUUUUGUUCAAGAUCCAGUUUUUCGGGUCGUGUAACGGGUUUCGGGUUUCGGGUCAGGUCGAUUUUUUAUAAGUCUACCCCUGAACAUUAGUAUUAGUUUAUUUACUUUCGACCAAAUUUAGUUAUCAUAUUACUACGAGCUGAGAGUUCACAUCACAACAACAUGACGGUUAAUUCCGAAUGGAGUACGUAUGCUGUGUUCGCGAUUUUGUGAUGGAUUCAUUCCAUACUUCUGUGUCUGAAAUAUACACCAAAUUUUUGUCAGACCCAAAUCUAACAAAUUUACAGUCUGAAACAAAUCUAGGCUGGUAAAUUUACCAAUCUGCACCAGAUCUUUAGUUUGAACCAAAUGUAAAUUUCGUUUUCGAUUGGAUAGCAGAUCUCCUAACAGCAAGCACAAAUCUAGCUUGCUGUAUAUAUAGAAGCUUAAGCAUGAAAUGUAAGUUAAGUUGCAAAUAACUCCCAUUAAUAUUUAGCCUAUGUUUGGCAAUAAUAGUUGAAACUGACAAGGUAGCUGAAAUUAGUAAGAUAGUGUAACAAUGGCGGCAAUGAUGAAGGUUGCAAGGGUGGCGAAGGAAUACAUAAAACCCUCCUCGGCCACCCCUUCUCAUCUCAGAAACUUCAAAUUUUCCCUCUUAGAUCAACUCGCUCCUUCGUUGUACGCCCCAAUGGUGUUCUUCUACCCUAUGAAGAACACUCGAAACCUAAAACACGAGCCAACUUCUCGAGUAAAACACCUGAAACAAACCCUCUCCCCCUUCCUCAGUCGAUUCUACCCCUUCGCGGGUAGAAUUAAAGAUCACGUCUCUAUCGACUGCAACGAUGUCGGGGUCGAGUUUUUGGAAGCCGAGGUUAACACUUGUUUAGGGGACUUCUUAAAACAACCUAACGCGGAUGCUAUGAAACACUUCCUCCCUGUUGAUAUUGAGUCAGAGUGCACGAAAAUGGGAACGGGUGGUGAUUUGGUUCAUGUUCAAACUAACACGUUUGAGUGUGGAGGAAUCGCGGUUGGGAUUUGUUGGUCGCAUAAGAUUACUGAUGGUGGGACGGUUUCUGCGUUCAUGCGUGGGUGGUCGUCUAUGGCGUCUAGUAGGUCGGGUAAUGAGGUGAUUCCGGAGUAUGGGGCGUCGUCUUUGUUCCCUCCGACUGAGUCCUAUAUCCCGGGGUGUGCGUUGAAGCUAGAGACGGAUAAGACAACCACGAGGAGGUUUGUGUUCGAUGGGUCUCAGAUUGAGAAGCUUAAGGCUAGGUGUGUGAGUGAGGAUGUGGCGAAGCCUACUCGUGUUGAGGCUGUCUCGUCUCUUCUUUGGAAAUGUGCAACUAAGGCAUCAAGAGCAAACUCAGGGUCUCAAACACGAUCAGUAAUGUCCCAAUCUAUGAACAUCCGUAGAAGAACCUCACCACCCUUACCAGACACCACCAUUGGCAACCUUGUUGGCUACUACAUAGCAAAAAUGGAACAAAACACUGACCACAAAACACACUUAUUACAAGACUUAGUAGCCAAACAAAGGCAAGGGAAAACCGCGGCCAUAACCAACUACGCGAAGAAGCUCCAAGGAAACGACAAUGCACACGUAGUAAUCCGCGAGCUAUUCAAAGAAGCAGGAACCCUUCUAAGGAGGGAUGAUGUUGAUUUCUUCAAGUGUUUAAGCACUUGUAGAGAUGGGUUAUACGAAGCCGAUUUCGGGUGGGGGAAGCCAUUAUGGUUAAGCUUGGUUUGUUUAGGGUAUAAGAACACUUUUGCCCUAAGUGAGACUAAAGAAGGGGGUGGAAUUGAAGCUUGGGUGACCUUAAAAGAUGAUGAUAUGGAAUUAUUUGAAAGUGAUUUAGACCUUCUUGCUUUUGGUUCACCAAACCCUAGUGUCUUGAUUGUGGAUGAGGAAUCUCAAUUGUUGGAACAAGUUGGGAGAAGAUUGAUUUUUGAUGAUCCAAGCUACAACCAAACAUUGCUAACAUGGUGAUGUUAAACUAAUAGUAUACUAAGUAUCUUUGUAUUCAGCGGCGGAAUCAGAAAAUUUUAAUUCAUAUUUUUUUAAGGGGUGGUGGGGCAAUUAAGUAGAAACAUUACCUAGUAAUUGUUUGUUUUUUCGAUAUGUUACAUUUUUUUUAUAAUGUAAAUCAAAGUAUGUAUUGCAUGAAUAUUAUUUAUGCACAAAUCAAUCAAUACGAAUUA